Molecule: messenger RNA, 1299 nt
Organism: Rhizoctonia solani
Lineage: Eukaryota; Fungi; Basidiomycota; Agaricomycetes; Cantharellales; Ceratobasidiaceae
Product: Retrotransposon gag protein
Exons: 2
Coding region: 1-1299 (432 amino acids)
Molecular function (GO): zinc ion binding; nucleic acid binding
Source: RefSeq, a predicted model, not a curated record
AUGGCAACCCGCUCCCGGACUUCCUCUCAAGCCCAGUCCCCUUUCGAUCCGAGAGACCUGGGACCCCGACUUCCGACAACCGCCCCUAUCGAACUUGGGGAAGUCUCCCUUGAGCGGGUUACCCGCCUCCUCCUUGGACUCCUCAGCCAAGUCGAGAACCUCAAAAGGAAGCUCGAGGAAGUCAAAGAAACUGGGAUCGAAACCCAAACCAACGUCGAGAACAUAUCUCAAACCGUCGAUGUUGUCAAGGAUGGGCUUCAAAGCCUCCAGCUCCAUGGUCCAAGGACCCCAGAAACCAAGCCCCCGGUUGUGGAAGCAACGCCACAACCCCUACCAAAAACCGAGCCUAUUGGAUUGGUUAGUGGCCCCUCCUUCUGGCCCAAGCAACCAAAAGGGCUUCCCAGCUUUGCCCAGCCAGCCCCCCAGAGGGCCAUACCCCCGCGAGUCCCUUCUCCCCCUCCAUCUCCGCGUCUCCGAUCCCCCAUCGGAGCAUCUGCCCCUCUCCCUCCGGCUCCAGUUGCCGCCUAUCCAGCCCCGGUCAAAGUAGACCACCCAGAUGCCUAUACAGGCAAGAUUGGGAGUGAAGCCAAGCAAUGGCUCACAAGGAUGCUGGCAUGGACCCGGCUCAAUGCGCGUAUGUUUCCCAUGGACCAAGAAGUCCUGUCCUUCCUCCUAAUGAAUAUGAAGGAUUCUGCGGGAGCAUGGGCGCACCCUCACCUUGACCAGCUUGGGUCACACCGGGCUAUCAUCCAAACGGUCAAGGGAUUCAAAUUGGAGUUCCUGGCAGCAUUCGGCGACCCUGACGCCACAAGGGCCGCCGAGCGGAAGAUCACCACCCUUACCCAGUCCGGCACAUGCGCGGACUACAUCACAAAGUUCAGAACCUUAGCCAUGGAACUGGACUGGAACGACGCGGCCCUCCAAGGCCAGUUUGCCCGCGGCCUCCACUGGGAGGUCAGCCGCCAAAUUGCUACCCGCAAACAUCGCCCCCGAACACUCCUCGAGCUGCAAAACGCAGCACUUGUUAUUGACAACGCUCUCCAAGAAGAGCGUGCUAGCCACCCGCCAAGGGAUAAUAAUACCGGUUCGAAGAAACUCUCCGACGACCCCAAUUUCGUGUCGGAGGAGGAAAGGAAUCGCCGCCGCGCCGCUGGCGCCUGCAUCAAGUGCGGCAAAAUGGGCCACAAGUUCGCGGAAUGCCGCACGGGCUGGAAGGCUACCCCUACUGAGGACAAAGGGAAAGCCAAGGAAACCGCCAAGAUUGGCGAAGACUCCGAGUACCAAUCGGGAAAAGAGUAA